GUCGUGCCCGUCGCCGUGCAGGACGUGGACACGCGCGAGGUGCUCAUCCUCGCGUACGCGAACGAGUUCGCGCUCGCGGAGGCGCGGCGCCGCGGCGUCUGCGUGCUCUGGAGCACGAGCCGCCGCAAGCUCUGGGUCAAGGGCGAGACGUCCGGCGACUACCUGGACCUCAAGGAGGUGCGCGUCAACUGCGAGCAGAACUCGCUCCUCUACCUCGUGAAGCCGCGGCGCGCGGGCGCGUGCCACACGAAGGACGAGAAGGGCCGGAGCCGCGCGUCCUGCUACUACCGCGCGCUCGACGGCGAC
Molecule: messenger RNA, 306 nt
Organism: Aureococcus anophagefferens
Lineage: Eukaryota; Pelagophyceae; Pelagomonadales; Pelagomonadaceae
Exons: 1
Biological process (GO): L-histidine biosynthetic process
Molecular function (GO): phosphoribosyl-AMP cyclohydrolase activity
Source: RefSeq, a predicted model, not a curated record